This is a messenger RNA of Malaclemys terrapin pileata, 2376 nucleotides long. RefSeq names its product zinc finger protein 581-like. Gene Ontology annotation, cellular component: nucleus. The transcript has 2 exons. Bases 383 to 1033 code for a protein of 216 amino acids. Lineage: Eukaryota; Metazoa; Chordata; Testudines; Emydidae. The record is from RefSeq and is a predicted model, not a curated record.
CGCCCCCCCAGCCGGGACCGGACCUGUGCCGCCCACCCCCAGGCGGGACCGGACCUGUGCCGCCCACCCCCAGGCGGUUCCGGAUCGGUUCCGUCCCCCUCAGUCUGGACCGGACCGGUACCACCAAAUCCAGCCGGGUUUGGACCGGUACCGCCCCCAGCCUGGACUGGACCUGUGCCGCCCCCCCCAGGUGGAUCCCUCCCCGGGCCCGGCUCGGAGCCGGCCCCAGCACUGCCAUGAGCUGAGGGCACCGUGCCCGGCGCUGGCCCGGCCGGCCAUGUGGGCACCAGAGCCGCGAUGAGCCCGGGGCUGGGACACUGGGCACAGGUACCUGGGAAGACGCUCUGAACAGGUCCCGCCAGCGGGGGGCGCCGCCCGCCCCAUGGAUCUCCAUCCCUUCGGCCCGCGCCCCCCCAGGGACGGAACCGCUGACCCCCGGCACCAGCCCCCAGCCCGGGAGGAGCCGUCCGGGCGCCGGCUCAAACUGGAGGAGGACGAGGAGGCUGGGCGGCCGCGGGCCCCCCGGGCCCCACCCUGGCCCCCUGGCCCUGGGGAGGCUGGGCCGGAGCAGGGCGAGGCCGCGCGCUACGGCCGCUACCUGCUGAUCGACAGCCAGGGGCUGCCCUACACGGUGCUGGUGGAGGAGGCGGGCGCGGCGGGCGAGCGAGCGGGGCUGCGGAAGGUGUACUGCUGCCCCGUGUGCUCCCGCACCUUCGAGUACCUUUCCUAUCUGCAGCGGCACAGCAUCACCCACUCGGAGCACAAGCCCCACGUCUGCCGGGCCUGCGGCAAGGCCUUCAAGCGCACGUCCCACCUGGAGCGGCACAAGUACACCCAUGCCGGGCGCAAGCCCCACCAGUGCCCCAUCUGCCAGCGUAGCUUCCGUGACGCCGGCGAGCUGGCCCACCACCAGCGCGUGCACACGGGCGAGCGCCCCUUCCAGUGCGAGGACUGCCACAUGCGCUUUGGCGAGCGCAACACGCUCCAGCGGCACAUCCGGCGCAAGCACCGCCAGCAGCCGCCCACGCCCUGACGGGCACGGGGAGCCCCGGAGCCGGGCCGGCGCCGCCCUGACGGGCACGGGGAGCCCCGGAGCCGGACCGGCGCCGCCCUGACGGGCACGGGGAGCCCCGGAGCCGGGCCGGCGCCGCCCUGACGGGCACGGGGAGCCCCGGAGCCGGACCGGCGCCGCCCUGAUGGGCACGGGGAGCCCCGGAGCCGGACUGGCAACUCCCCAUGGGUUAGCCAUGUAGCAACCCUUGUCCCCACAUGGGUCUACUGUACCCCCACACCCUGUCUAGGGGAGGGAGGCGUGCCCUGUAUCCCUGUGGGCAGCCCCCCGUGCCCUAGCCCAAGGCAUUGGCCUCCUCACAGAUGCCCCCCACGGCGCCCCAAGACAGGCUGCCCGUCGCAGAUAGGGCAUGGCAGCCUGGAUCAGGUCAAUCUGAGCCCUUGUGGGUCCUGGAGCACUCGGGUAAAUACGGGACUUAUCGGUGGUAAUUCACUAGGGGGCAGGGAAUGGGGCAUAAGGCCUUUUCCCUCUACGGGGCGCCGGCUCCCAUCCGGCCCCAGGGUGGGGACUGGCUGGCUCAGGAGAGCAGGAAAUGGGGCCCGGGGCCUUUUCUCUCUAGGGGGCACAGACUCCCCCCUGGCCCCAGGGCAGGGACUGGCUGGCUCAGGGAGGCAGGGAACGGGGCCUUUCCCCUCUAGGGGGCCUCAGCUCCCAUCUGGCCCCAGGGCAGGGACUGGCUGGCUCAGAGGGGCAGGGAAUGUGGCACGGGGCCUUUCCCCUCUAGGGACAGAUAGCUUAGUCCUACAGCCAGUGGUUGGGGGGAGGAGGGAGGUUGUCCUGGCCACCCCCAUAGAGGGUCGCGGUGACUCUACAGUCCCUAGAAAUAGGCUCAUAUUGCUCCUCAUGGCCCAUCUACCCUGUAUCCGGCCCUCUCCUGGUCACUGGAGCAGCCCCACUGGCCUAUGUAACCUGGUAUUCCACCCCCUCCCUGCCCCCGGAUCAGUCCCAGAGGCCCAUCUGCCCCGGUAUCCUGCCUCAAACAGUGACCAACGGCUGGGGGCCAUCACGGAAGGCCCACCAUGCACUGGGACCAAUCUUCACAUUGUGUUUUUCGGUCUGGCGCCCCCAAAUAGCUGCAGGUGGAGGCAGGGGAGUGGGACGCCCCCCAAGGACUCCCCACCUCCCAAUCGCCCCGGAGAAGGAAAUCCAACGACAGAACUGGACCCACAGGCCAUCAAGCCCAGAUCACUCCAAGGUGCCCGGCCUGGCCACCUGCUCCCUCUCCACAGCUCCGAUUUACGGUGGAAUCUUCGUUAUCUUGGUUUUUUAAUUAUUAUUAUUAAUUAAAACACUUUUGUUUGGUU